Messenger RNA from Paraglomus brasilianum, 858 nucleotides. NCBI's taxonomy places the organism in Eukaryota, Fungi, Glomeromycota, Glomeromycetes, Paraglomerales, Paraglomeraceae. The record is from the annotation of a GenBank genome assembly.
AUGUCGCCUACUGGUCGACGUGAAUACAGAACCAAAGACAAAUUUGCUACCUUCCGUGAACUACGAAGUGCGGGGGGCAAUUCUCGCUUACAUAAAUAUGAGGUGGUACAAGACGACGACAUUUAUGAUGAAGUCGAUGAAGCUGAAUAUCAUGCCAAAUUUCGAGAUCGUGAAUUUGAAGAUGAAUUUGUGGUUGACGAUGACGGCUCUGGCUACGUAGAUCACGGACAAGAUGAUUUUGGAGAGCCGUAUCUUGAAUCGUCUGAUGAAGACGCAGAGCAAAAAGGCAAGAGAAGAAAAAAAACGAGGAAGGUAGUUAAAUCUCCACCAAACAAGAAAUUAGAAACUUUCUUCGCAAACGCCGCGAAUAAAUCGAAUAAACAACAAGAUAGAACUACCGAGGAUGACAUGUUUAUGGUCAAUUUGUUAACAAAUCUGGAUGGCAUGGAGGCUACGCCGGAACAACCUGUUGAGGUAUACAUCAAGGAUCAAGAUGCAUACAUUCCUGAUCAACAUGUAUUCAUCCAAGAUCAGGAUGUUGAUGAAUACGUUCAGGAUGUCAUCAAGGAUCAAGAUGCAUACAUCCCUGAUCAACAUGUAUUCAUCCAAGAUCAGGAUGUUGAUGAAUACGUUCAGGAUGUCAACCCGGACAUCCUGAGCCAAUCCGAUACCAUCAAAUUUUAUUGGAUUGAUGCGCAAGAAAUUUCUGGCCUACUAUAUAUCUUUGGAAAGGUUCAGGAUAAAUCAACCAACACGUUUAUUAGUUGUUGUGUAACAGUAAAGAAUAUUGAGCGCAACCUCUUCAUAUUACCACGGAAGAAGCGAUUCGAUCGAGACGGUAAUGAAACCGAAAUUGAA